Molecule: messenger RNA, 2066 nt
Organism: Penicilliopsis zonata CBS 506.65
Lineage: Eukaryota; Fungi; Ascomycota; Eurotiomycetes; Eurotiales; Aspergillaceae
Exons: 2
Coding region: 393-2000 (535 amino acids)
Source: RefSeq, a predicted model, not a curated record
UGAUCCCUACUGACUCUCAUGUACCCAAUAUCAUGCCUGGUAUUUACCUAGGCAUCUACUUUGCUAAAUGAGAUAAGCCAUAUUCUUAUCAAUCGAUACAAAAUAACCGGAAAUUUUAUGCGAGGUAUGAAGGGCGACACUUCAGGCAGGAGUGUGAGACCCAAGAAAGUAGGGGCAUGAUACCUUUUAAAUGUGUGCUGUCCGAGGCGCAACGGCCUGUGGCACAUGAGAACAGUAUAAAGAGGCUGGGAUUCUUGCCUGUCAAAAUGCUCUCAUUCAGACACAGACUCCCUCUUUCCCACUCCAGUGACCUUUCAGGAACUUGAUCCUCUCUUGCUUACAGCUGACUCUUUCAUCAUAUUCGAACAGUGCGUUACCGCAACACAAGAGCUAUGGGAAAUUGUCCUCAUCAUUCAGAAUGGGACGACUUCGACAUUGACGGGUUCCGUGUCAAUGUCUUGCCAUUGAAGGAAGGCUUCCUCUGGGAGCAUCCGACUCCUAUCCCCCCUUAUUUCUGGGGUGGCAGCGAAUUUGACCAGAGGAGAGACGACGUCUUUCCUAUCCAUAGCGGCUAUGCGGAGGUUCGUGGCUUCAUCGACGACGGUGGGACUAAAGCGGUAGAGCGAAUCACGACCGCGGCUCUGGGAUUCGUGACGAGCGUUUUUGAUUCGAUGGGCGACUCGGAAAGACCUAAGGGCAAGGGGAACCUAGUCCAGCUUCGACUAUCUGAUGAUCUUCUACGAUGGCGGCGAGAAAAGCAUGAUGCCGGCUAUAUCCUUCCCGCCAAGGGCAAAGGACUCAAAAUGCUCUCUCCAGAAGUUCUCGAGAUCUUGCGUGUUUCAAGAUGGCCAAUUGCUCUCACUCAGACCAGCUCAUUGUUUGGCGUUGGUAUUGCGAACUUGUUGAUAGGUGCACAUGAUGUGCAGACACUCUUCUCAAAUUACCUCAUCGAUAUGGGCUUUUAUAUGGAACACGGCUACCAUUAUGUAUUCCCGGAGUUUGAACCGUUGAUUGAGAAAGCGAAGCAUGAUGCGCAUGCUUUGCAGACUCUCGGGGGUGUGGAACGACGAGAGGCAGCCGCUCUUGGCAUCAAAUACAUCAAAGGCAAGAUUGCGCUGGAGGAACGGCACAAAGCCGACGUGACAUAUUAUUCGGCGAGGAUGGAUCGUCGAACGGUGCAGAUGGUGGGGAUCUGUGAAAGUAGCCUUCUUGGAAUGACCGCUGAAGCAAUCACACGCGGAUACGACGCCGGAGCAGCCUUUUCCGAUCUUGUCUUCAGCAAUCCUGCCACCGAUGUCGUUGACGUUGGCAGCGAUAUUCUCAACUCCGAGGUUAUGAACUCGUUCCUCAACACGGCGGACAUCACCAGUACUGGAGUGGUGAGCGAGGAGGUGCUGAGGCGUGUCUACGAUGCAUGCGCCCAUACAGGCGCUCGAGCCCUCACAGAGAGAUGGUCCGAGCCCCUGGCACGCAUGUGUUCAAUGUUGUACCCAUGGCACAUCUGUAACGAUCGCCAUAUGUUCCUCCGGCGGGCGAUCCUCGGCUGGGAGAAGGUACGCAAGGUCCCAUCUGAGCAACGCGAGGCCGAUUUUGACGAGGCUUUCGACGAGGAUUAUUUCACGACUGGGUUCAGUCGGCCAUUGAAGAACGCCUGCAGCGGAGGUGAUGUUUGCGACGCCGUGUCACAGCUCGUGGCUAGCAACAAGCGUUCGCCGAUAAUAGCGGAAUUGUGGAAGGCCAUCGUCACCGAUCCGCUCCAGUAUGUUCGAGCCGGAAUCGUGAGUCAAGAGCGGGAAUCCGAACUCGCGGAGAAUCUCCAGCUUACUGUGGCCAAGAGCUUCUCGCAAGGUCUGGUCCUUGAAUUGGCAUGGCUCAUGGCGCAUGCAGAUCACCAUGCGUGGCAGGUGAAUUAUCUCUUCGAAGCGGCCAUGUUCGGUAGCAUCCUCGAUAGCGGCGCACUUGCCGGGAAGCUGGAUAGAGCAGACAGAGGCACAGCAUAGUAUUAUCCAAGAUAGUAGAUACUAACUAACUAGUAGUAUUAUAGUACGGUGGAAUGGAUAUCUAAG